This is a messenger RNA of Prosopis cineraria, 1308 nucleotides long. Its product is annotated as stemmadenine O-acetyltransferase-like. Bases 1 to 1308 code for a protein of 435 amino acids. The record is from RefSeq and is a predicted model, not a curated record. Lineage: Eukaryota; Viridiplantae; Streptophyta; Magnoliopsida; Fabales; Fabaceae. The transcript has a single exon.
AUGAGUCUGCAAGUUGAACUAGUGUCUCAAGAGAUGGUGAAACCAUCAUCUCCUACACCUCAACAUCUUUGUCAUUACCAUCUCUCCUUCCUCGACCAGUAUAGCCUGCAAAUCCACAAUACCAUGGUUUACUUCUUCGACGAUGAUAUCACAAGCAGGUUCAACAUCAUCAAAGAAGCUUCCGAUCUUCUCAAGAAAUCGUUGUCCCAAGUCUUGACUCACUAUUACCCACUCGCCGGAAGACUUAGAAUCAAGAACUUACUCGUCGACAGCAACGACGACGGUGUUCCUUACAAAGAAGCCAGAGUCAGGUGCCGCCUCCGCCACGUCAUCGACAGUCACUCUCCUGAUGACGUCAGCCAGCUGCUUCCCUACGACAUGAAUGAAAUCGUCGACGCCGUCCUAGGUGUGCAGUUCAACGCCUUCGAUUGCGGCGGAAUAGCCAUCGGAGUUUGCCUCUCCCACAAGAUUGCCGACGCUAUGUCGUUUUUCCAGUUCAUCAAGAGCUGGGCCGCUGUGACACGUGGCGAACCGCCAGAGCAAAUCAGAACCCACUUCCAAUCUUCCUCGCUCUUCCCGCCAAAAGAAGUGUUCGGAUACGUCCCGAAUUUAUACAUCGGACAGACAAAAAUCAUGGGAAAGAUGUUCGUGUUCGAAUCAUCCGCAAUAGAAUCUCUCAGAACAAAAUAUUCCCAAAAGAUAGAGAACGUUCUAGAAGGCCAAAAACCACCUUCAAGAGUCGAAGUGUUACAAACUUUCCUAUUGAACAGGUUAAUUGCGGCCACUAAUAACGAAGACGAAGGUCGCAACAAGAUUCACUUACUGACAUACGCAGUGAAUCUACGACCAAGAAUGGAGCCUCCAUUGCCAAAAUAUGCGUUCGGAAACUAUUACUGGUCUAUUGAAGCUUUUCCUAUAUUAAUGGAGGAAGGAGAGUGUAAGGAUCUUGGGAGACAGCUAAGAGAAGAGUUAAAAAUUGUGAAUAAGAAUUUUAUUGUGAAGCUUCGAGAAAGCAAGGAAUGGAAGUUUAAUAAAGAAGAGAUGGACAGAGAGAUUGCGAAGGGAGAAAUGGUUCUGUUUAUUUUCACGUCUCUGUGCAGGUUUCCGGUGUACGAUGUUGAUUUUGGAUGGGGCAAUCCGACGUGGGCAUCACCACCUACGUGGAAAUUCAAGAAUUUUGUUACUUUAAAAGACACCAAAUCAGGUGGUGGCAUUGAAGUUUACGUCAACUUGGCAGAGGAUGACAUGGCUAAAUUUGAACGUGAUGAGGAACUUCUUGCUCAUGUUUCUACAGAAAGAUUGAAAUAA